AUGUCAUGCACUCUUCCGGAAGACUUGGAAGGCAUCUUAAGCUUCUGUUAUGAUAGCAAUAUCCAUUAUGCUGAAUCCAAGCUGGACAUCAAGCUUUCGGCUUUGGGGGGCCUAGGUGUUUUCGCGGCUACAGAUCUUAAGCCGGGCGAGGUCCUGUUAAGGGUCCCCAAGGACGCGGUAUUCUCUGCUUCUAACAGCAGUAUCGCUAAUCUGCUACUCGAAGAGGAAAUAGAUGGGAUGCUUGCCCUCAACUUGGCGUUCAUCUACGAAAUUUCUGUGUUUGGUCUUCGCAGUCAUUGGUAUAGAUACCUUAAGAGCAUCAAGUUGGAGGACCAAAACGGACUGCUCUAUCUGCCACCUAGCUGCUGGCCAGAUGAAAGAAAGAGGCAAUUAAGUAAAACAAGCCUCGACACCUUGUUCAAUGCGCUAGAACCUGAGCGAGAUCUCAAAACGGGCUACGAGGUUGCCCUUGAUCUUGCUCAAAAGUGGCACCGCGAGGCAGGCCUUUCCCUACCAGAAGGAUUUUUCGAUGAGGGUGAUCGAGAAGCGCAGUUCGCACGUUUUGUAGCCACAGCAUACGCCGUUUCAUCGCGAGCUUUUGAAAUUGAUAGCUAUCAUGAGAGUGCUCUGGUGCCGAUAGCAGACCUUUUCAAUCAUCACGUAUCUACCCCAGAUGUGCGCUUUGAGAGUUUGUACGAGGUUUGCCCACUUUGCGGUGAAAUGGGGGUGUGCGGCCACUCGAUGGAGGAGGGCGAGAUGGAGGACGAAAUGGAGAGCGAGGGAGAGGAAGAGGAAGGGACGGAGGGCAAAGGUGACAAGGAAGAUGAGAUGGAAGACGUGACGGGGGAAGAUGAGGACGAGGUAGAUGCAGAGGAAGAAGACGAUCAGGCAGAAGAAAAGGAGGACGAGGUAGGAGAAGAGGGGGACGAGGCAGAUGAAGACGGGGUUGGAGCUGAUACACAAAACAAGCAAAACUCCACGAGCACAAAGGAGCUCACGCCUCAGCUUAUACAAGAACUGGAGCUGGAGGCAGACAACCUUCCGCUACCCAAGCCCAAAAAAGACACUCUAAGUAACGGAAGGACUGCAUUCGAUGAUUUAGAUGCGGACACAUGCGUUGAUAUCGUGCUUGCAAGGUCAAUAAGCAAGAACGUCGAGAUAUUCAAUUCCUAUGGGGACCUUUCAAAUCCCUUGCUGAUUGCCAGGUAUGGAUUUUGCGUUCCAAACAAUCCCUUUGACACCGUUCAUCUGGGCCACGAAGUCGAAAAACUCUGGCGCGACUCCAAGCGCACCCUGUCUCCACGGUUUGAAUGGUGGAUCGAUUCUGGCUUUGAGCUUUUUAUGAACUGGACGCGCGCCAUGUCCGAGGAAGAUCAGUCAGAUAGCGACGAAGAGCAAGCCGAAGCUGAGGCCCCCGAACUUGAGAGCGAUGACGAGCAAAGCGAAGCAUCCAGCGAAGCUGGCUCCGAUGCUGCACUGCCGAAAUGGCAAGAAGAGUUGUGCAUCGACCACGAGGGCACUCCAACUUCGGCUUUGCAGGCCCUUGUAACCAUACUGACAUUCCCAAACGCAAAAUGGGCAAAGUUCAUCAAAAAUAGCCACAACUCCGGGAAGAUGUGGUACAAGAUGAAGACAUUGAGUGCACCAGCAGAUAAGGCGGCUCGUGCGCUUCUCAAAAAUUUACUGCUGAGCAAAAAACAGAGCUAUACCUGCUCCCCAUCUGAUUUGCAUAACGAGCCUGCGCGCGUACUGCUCAGCAGCGAAUUAGAGAUUAUAGACAAAUGCCUGACAGCGUUAAAGGCACCUGCUCCACGUACGUAG
This is a messenger RNA of Lachancea thermotolerans CBS 6340, 1821 nucleotides long. RefSeq names its product protein-lysine N-methyltransferase (gene RKM3). Lineage: Eukaryota; Fungi; Ascomycota; Saccharomycetes; Saccharomycetales; Saccharomycetaceae. The transcript has a single exon. Bases 1 to 1821 code for a protein of 606 amino acids. The record is from RefSeq and is a predicted model, not a curated record. Gene Ontology annotation, biological process: peptidyl-lysine monomethylation. Gene Ontology annotation, cellular component: nucleus. Gene Ontology annotation, molecular function: protein-lysine N-methyltransferase activity; protein binding.